AUGGCCGCUUCUGCCGCUGCUCCUGCUGCUUCUCUGGGGGAAGUUGGCGGCGUCCUGCACGGUAUCGACGGUAUCGCGCACGUUGGAUCUCAUUUCCUGCUGACCCCGAUCGUGGACAGUCCACCGAUCCUGCUGGGGGAACAACUCUUGCCCGGGGAUAGACUGUCCCGCAGCUCGGUCGCGGAUUUAGCGCACCUUAAAGGGAUCCUGAGGAGGAGACAGUUGUACUGCAGGACCGGCUUCCACCUGGAGAUACUUCCGGAUGGCACUGUGCAAGGAACCAGAAAGGAUCACAGUCGUUUCGGUAUUUUGGAAUUCAUAAGUCUUGCUGUUGGCCUAAUAAGCAUCCGAGGAGUUGACAGUGGACUCUAUCUGGGAAUGAAUGACAAAGGAGAGCUGUAUGGCUCUGAGAAGUUGACAGCUGAAUGCGUAUUUCGGGAGCAGUUUGAGGAGAACUGGUACAACACAUACUCGUCUAACCUCUACAAACAUGGAGACAAAGGGACUCGUUACUUUGUGGCUUUGAACAAAGACGGGACACCAAGGGAUGGGACCAAAUCCAGGCGGCAUCAGAAAUUCACACAUUUCUUGCCCAGGCCUGUUGACCCUGAUCGCGUGCCAGAGCUAUACAGAGACAUCUUGGGCCACAGCUGA
This is a messenger RNA of Nerophis lumbriciformis (worm pipefish), 654 nucleotides long. The record is from RefSeq and is a predicted model, not a curated record. NCBI's taxonomy places the organism in Eukaryota, Metazoa, Chordata, Actinopteri, Syngnathiformes, Syngnathidae.